UUGGCUGUCCUUCCUGACGUCAGGCAGCCACGCCCCGGCGCGCGCCCCGCCGCGUGCCCACCCCCGCGCGGCUGCUGCCCCCUAUGCUAGCUCGCCACAGCCUGCGGCUGGUUGAGCUGGAGCCUGAGCCUUAGAGGCGCUGGGCUCGACGUAGGGCUCCUGGGCCGCGGCGGCGGGCAGGCGAUGCUCCAGAGGCCUGAGCAGCCAUGGAGGCCGAGGUGGGCGGCCUGGAGGAGCUGACAGACGAGGAGAUGGCGGCGCUAGGCAAGGAGGAGCUGGUGCGGCGCCUGCGGCGGGAGGAGGCGGCGCGUUUGGCGGCUCUGGUGCAGCGCGGCCGCCUCAUGCAGGAGGUGAAUCGGCAGCUACAGGGUCACCUGGGCGAGAUCCGCGAGCUCAAGCAGCUCAACCGGCGCCUGCAGGCCGAAAACCGCGAGCUGCGCGACCUCUGCUGCUUCCUGGACUCCGAGCGCCAGCGCGGGCGGCGCGCCGCUCGCCAGUGGCAGCUCUUCGGAACCCAAGCAUCCCGGGCUGUGCGCGAGGACCUGGGAGGUUGUUGGCAGAAGCUGGCGGAACUGGAGGGCCGCCAGGAGGAGCUGCUGCGGGAGAACCUGGCGCUUAAAGAGCUCUGCCUGGCUCUGGGCGAGGAGUGGGGUCCCCGCGGCGGCUCCGGCGGUGCGGGGAGCUCAGGCGCCGGGCCGACACCCGAGCUCGCCUUGCCUCCUUGCGGGCCCCGCGACCUCGGCGAUGGAAGCUCCAGCACCGGCAGCGUGGGCAGUCCCGAUCAGUUGCCCCUGGCCUGCUCCCCAGAUGACUGAGGACGCAGCUUCCUUAGUGCCGACUCCCGCCUGGAUGGCUCCUCAAGCUCCCGGAAUGCAGUGGACCUCGGGACCUGGAAGCCGAUCCGGCUGCGCAAGAGAGGCCGCUGGCAUGGACUUAGAAACCCUGGCACUGAGGAGGGCCCCUCGCUCUCGCUGGCGGGGCAGCAGGGGGACUGGAGGCUGGAGCGGAGGGACUUGCAGGGGGCUGGGUGGAGGCUAAUAAACGGACGGAAGCAGA
This is a messenger RNA of Pteropus alecto (black flying fox), 1056 nucleotides long. It is a transcript of the gene CCDC85B, whose product is annotated as coiled-coil domain containing 85B. The coding region runs from base 207 to 815 and encodes 202 amino acids. Lineage: Eukaryota; Metazoa; Chordata; Mammalia; Chiroptera; Pteropodidae. The record is from RefSeq and is a predicted model, not a curated record. Gene Ontology annotation, cellular component: nucleus. The transcript has a single exon. Gene Ontology annotation, biological process: negative regulation of DNA-templated transcription.